This is a messenger RNA of Asparagus officinalis (garden asparagus), 4512 nucleotides long. Its product is annotated as xanthine dehydrogenase-like. Gene Ontology annotation, molecular function: oxidoreductase activity; iron ion binding; 2 iron, 2 sulfur cluster binding. NCBI's taxonomy places the organism in Eukaryota, Viridiplantae, Streptophyta, Magnoliopsida, Asparagales, Asparagaceae. The coding region runs from base 244 to 4353 and encodes 1369 amino acids. The transcript has 14 exons. The record is from RefSeq and is a predicted model, not a curated record.
GAAGAAUCUGACAAUUCCACGUCGCCAUUUGCGAUUCUCAUCUCUUCCAAAAUGUGAGAAACUUUUAAAAAAAAGUUUGCUCUUUUGUUAACAGGUCAAACAAGAAACCAAAUCUCCAAGUGUUAGCGAUCUAAAACUUCCAAUUUUGUUUCUUCUCCUUUAUUUAUUUUUCUGUUCCUUUACCGCCUUAUCUCUGAUCCGGUAUAAGUCACUGGGAUCAGUUCAAAUCUAAGGAAGAAGAAGAUGGGUUCUCUUAACAAAGACGAGGAAUUUAGCGUUGGAGAUGGAUGGUCAAAAGAUGCGAUCUUGUACGUUAAUGGAGUUCUCCAUGUUCUCCCUGAUGGGCUUGCCCAUCUCACUCUCUUGCAGUAUUUGCGAGAUUUGGGUCUGACGGGGACAAAGCUUGGAUGUGGUGAGGGAGGCUGUGGGGCUUGCACGGUUAUGGUCUCUAACUACGAUCAACAUACAAAGAAAUCAAGGCACUAUGCGGUUAAUGCAUGCCUUGCUCCAUUGUAUUCAGUGGAAGGAAUGCAUGUAAUUACAGUGGAGGGUCUUGGAAAUUCCAAAAAUAGUCUUCAUCCUAUCCAGGAAUCGUUAGCACAAGCUCAUGGCUCACAGUGUGGUUUUUGUACUCCUGGAUUCAUCAUGUCCAUGUAUGCAUUAUUGAGAUCAAGCAAAACGCCACCAACUGAAGAGAAGAUUGAAGAGAGCCUUGCUGGAAACUUAUGUCGUUGUACAGGUUAUAGACCAAUUGUUGAUGCUUUCCGAGUUUUUUCCAAAACUGAUGAUUCUUUGUACACUAGAUCAUCUCCAGAAGGAGUGCCAAAAGAUGGAUUCAUUUGUCCAUCAACUGGACAACCAUGUUCCUGUGGUGAAAACGCAGCUAAAAGCUGUGAAGAUUUGAGUGAACCUGUAAUUUCUGGAAACAAGCAGAAACCAUUUUCAUACAAUGAAAUUGAUGGAAGCUCGUACACUGAGAAGGAACUAAUUUUCCCACCAGAGCUUCGUUUGAGGAAUAAAUUGCCUCUGAACUUGCAUGGGUUUGGGGGAAUUCGGUGGUAUAGACCCCUAAAGCUUCAGCAUGUGUUAGACCUAAAAUUACGAUAUCCAGAGGCAAAACUUGUGAUGGGCAAUAGUGAGGUAGGAAUUGAGAUGAAGUUUAAGAGCGCCCAGUAUCCAGUCUUAAUAUCUGUCACCCAUGUACCUGAGCUUAAUAUUAUCAAUGUCACUGAAAAUGGUUUAGAAAUUGGUGCUUCUGUAAGACUCACAGAACUCCAACAAAUACUGAGAAAGGCGAUAGAAGAGCAAGCCCCUCACAAGAUCUCAUCAUGCAAAGCCAUCUUGGAGCAGCUAAAAUGGUUUGCUGGGACACAGAUAAGAAAUGUUGCUUCUGUUGGUGGAAAUAUCUGCACUGCUAGUCCAAUAUCUGACUUGAAUCCACUUUGGAUGUCAGCUGGAGCCAGAUUUCAAAUUAUUGAUAGCAAAGGAAACAUAAGGACUACCCUCGCUAGGGAUUUCUUUCUUGGUUACCGCAAGAUUGAUCUUGCUAACAAUGAAGUAUUACUUUCAGUUUUCUUACCAUGGACCAGACCUUUUGAGUUUGUAAAAGAAUUUAAACAGGCUCACAGAAGAGAAGAUGAUAUUGCACUUGUUAAUGCAGGGAUGCGUGUAUUUCUUGAAGAAGAUGGUAAAAACUGGAAAGUUUCUGAUGUAUCUAUCGUUUACGGUGGUGUCGCCCCAGUUUCCCUUAUUGCAUCAAGAACUGAAAAUGCUCUUAUUGGUAAGAUAUGGGAUAGAACACUAUUGCAGGAUACUUUAAAUACCUUGAGAGAAGAUGUUCCUCUUUCUGAAGAUGCACCAGGUGGCAUGAUUGAAUUUCGGAAAUCCUUAACGUUAAGUUUCUAUUUCAAAUUUUUCUCAUGGGUUACACAUCUGAUGAAUGAGAAGGGGUUUCUUCAAGAAGGCCUGGAUACAGUUCAUCAAUCAGCAAUACAACCAUAUUCCAGGCCAGCAUCUAGUGGGACUCAGGUGUUUGAAUUGGAAAGACAUGGGACAGCUGUCGGAUUAUCUGAGGUUCAUCUUUCAUCAAAACUACAGGUGACAGGGAAGGCUGAAUACACAGAUGAUGUACUUGCACCUUCAAAUACAUUGCAUGCUGCCUUGGUGUUAAGUACAAAGGCUCAUGCACGCAUUUUGUCCAUAGAUGAUACGCUUGCCAAAUCAACACCCGGUUUUGUUGGCCUAUUUCUCUCUCGAGAUAUUCCUGGCACGAAUAAAAUUGGAGCCAUUAUAUAUGACGAGGAGGUUUUUGCUUCAGAAUUUGUAACUUGUGUUGGUCAAGUAAUUGGGAUUGUUGUGGCUGAUUCUCAUGACAAUGCAAAAAUUGCUUCAGGUAAGGUACGAGUUGAAUAUGAAGAGUUGCCUGCAAUCUUGUCUAUAAAAGAUGCCAUACAGUCUGGAAGUUUUUUUCCCAAUACGGAGAAAUAUCUUGUCAAAGGAGAUGUGGAAGUGUGUUUUCAGUCAGGAGAAUGCGAUAGAAUAAUUGAAGGGGAGGUUCAAGUAGGGGGUCAAGAACAUUUCUAUUUGGAGCCAAAUAGCACAUUGAUUUGGCCAGUUGAUGGUGGACAUGAAGUUCAUAUGAUUUCCUCCACUCAGGCCCCCCAGAAGCACCAGGAAACUGUUGCACGAGUUCUUGAUUUGCCAUUCUCUAAAGUAGUUUGUAAAACUAAACGCAUUGGUGGUGGGUUUGGUGGAAAAGAAACAAGAUCUGCCUUCAUUGCUGCAGCAGCUUGUGUACCAUCGUAUCUUCUGAAGCAACCGGUGAAAAUUACCUUAGACAGGGACAUAGACAUGAUGAUAACAGGGCAGCGUCACAGUUUCCUUGGGAGAUACAAGGUUGGAUUCAGGAAUUCUGGAGAAAUUAUGGCAUUGGAUCUGGAGUUAUUUAACAAUGGUGGAAAUUCGUUGGACCUGUCCUCAUCGGUCCUUGAGCGUGCCAUGUUUCAUUCGGAUAAUGCUUAUGCAAUACCAAAUAUCAGGGUUAAAGGGCAAGUCUGCUUCACAAAUUUUCCAAGUAACACGGCUUUCCGGGGAUUUGGUGGUCCUCAGGGAAUGCUAAUUGCUGAAAAUUGGGUCCAAAGAGUUGCAAUGGAGCUGCAGAAAAGCCCUGAAAAGAUACGGGAGAUCAACUUUCACCAUGAAGGACAUAUUCUGCACUAUGGGCAGAAAAUAAAAAAUUGUACGUUGAGUCAGGUGUGGGGUGAACUAAGAUCGUCCUGUGAUUUCCCAAAGUGUCGUGAAACUGUCGACCACUUUAACCACCAAAAUCGCUGGAGAAAGCGUGGAGUUGCAAUGAUCCCGACCAAAUUUGGCAUCUCCUUCACCACAAAACACAUGAACCAGGCUGGUGCUCUUGUACAAGUUUAUCUUGAUGGGACUGUUCUAGUGACACAUGGAGGUGUUGAAAUGGGACAAGGCUUACACACCAAAAUUGCACAAAUUGCAGCCUCAUCUUUUGAUAUUCCUCUUAGUUCUGUAUUUAUAUCAGAGACAAGUACAGAUAAGGUACCAAAUUCGUCACCAACUGCAGCUUCUGCAAGCUCUGACAUGUAUGGUGCAGCAGUUUUAGAUGCUUGUGAACAAAUUAAGGCACGCAUGAAACCUAUAGCCAGCAGACAUAAUCUUGCUUCUUUUUCUGAGUUGGUGCGCACAUGCUUUAUGGAGCGGAUAGACCUUUCAGCUCAUGGAUUCUACAUCACACCUGAUAUUGGAUUUGACUGGAAAGUUGGUAAAGGAUUACCAUUUAGCUACUUCACAUAUGGAGCAGCAUUUGCCGAAGUCGAGGUGGACAUUUUGACCGGAGAUUUCCACACAAGGAAAGCAGAUAUCGUUAUGGACCUUGGACAUUCUCUUAAUCCAGCUAUAGAUGUUGGACAGAUUGAAGGAGCUUUUGUUCAAGGUUUAGGCUGGGUUGCCUUGGAAGAGCUAAAAUGGGGAGAUCCAGAUCAUAAGUGGAUUAGGAAUGGAAGCCUAUACACUUCUGGACCCGGCACGUACAAAAUUCCUUCUAUGAAUGAUGUACCUCUCAAAUUCAAGGUUUCACUUCUCAAGAAUGCUCCAAAUCCAAAGGCAAUUCACUCUUCAAAGGCUGUAGGUGAGCCUCCAUUCUUUUUGGCAUCAGCAGUCCUGUUUGCUAUUAAAGAUGCAAUAAUAGCAGCAAGAGCAGAAGAAGGUUACCAUGAUUGGUUCCCUCUCGAUAAUCCUGCAACACCCGAAAGAAUUAGAAUGGCUUGUAUCGAUGAUUUCACAAAACCAUUUGCUACUCCAGAUUAUCGACCCAAGCUAAGCAUCUAAAAUGUUAUUUUAUCUUUACUAUGAGAGAACAUAUUUCAGCAUUCAUGAUGUAGUUUUGUAUGAUGUAUAGAGAUGUAUCUCACUUUGUUGUAUCAAUGGCAUACGUUAAUGUAUAGUACAGUUAGCUUCUGUUUAAUAUGAUUUGAUGCAUUUUACAGA